CACUUGCCUCUUCCGGUCUGGCACUGCGACGAGCCCGACUUCACCUCUGCCCGCGAAUGCUCAUGAGGCACGACGAGGGCUCCGCCGCCAGACACAUGUGCGAUGCGGUUGGCGAGGACACGGUUAAGGCGCGCUCAUGACGCCAUCCGCCCGCUCCCUCAACACACAGGCCGACGCUGCCGAUCAGACGUCCCUCCUUGCGCCCACGACGAGUAGAGAUGGCCGCUCGACGUCGGCCGCCGGCAUGGCCAGCUCGCGCGGCGGCCAGGCGUCGUAUGCCUCCUAUGCGACGGCCAACACGGGCCCCGGCAGCUUCAACACGGCUCUGACGAGGCCCUCAACCGCCCAGGAGGGCAGAGUGCGGCCCGAAUUCGACAUGCAUGCCAUCACCAUCGCCGACCACGACGGCAUCACAAGCGAGCAGCGCCAGGCUGAGCUGCAGGACCAGAUCGAGAAGGAGACCAAGAUCAAAAUCGGCUCCGAGAACCUGCUCGAGGCGCUGAAUGCAAAGAAUGCAAAGGAGGUCAAGAACCAGCGCCUGCAGGUCGAGGAGCAGCUCAACAUCUCCAACAGAAAGCUGGCGCAGCUGCAGUCAGGCCUGGCUGCCGAGAAGCAGAGAGCAAAGGAGGUCAAGUCGCCACCCGCCGAUCCCCAAAGCCGCCUCUCGUACCUUUUCCGUCGAAACCUAUCACGCUCACCAUCACGACACGUUGCCCAGAAAGAAGAGGACGAUGACGAGGAAACCGAAUCACCGACGUUUGUGUUGGCCGAGAUACUGCAGGCUCUCGAAGUCCAGGGCAUGCAGCCAGAAUACUAUGUGGAGAGAGCAAACUCUCUGGUCCUCCUCUUCAAGCGACACCCCACGCUCAAGUACGACCUAGCUUGGUCCAUAUUUGGCCUGCGAAUGCAAACUAUGCUCCUGAGCGACAGCCGCGAAGUAGUCGCAGCAGCAUAUCGCGUCAUGCGCUACUCCUUCACCGACCGCAAGUCGCUGCGAAUUGUACGCGCACUUCAUACAGAUCAUCUAGUCAUCUUGUCAUUAGUAAAGGAGACCAAGGCCAGUGUGGAGCGCGAGCAGGCUCUCAAGUUUGUUCGAGCCUUUCUGGACGUAAAAGGAGGUGUUGAGGAGAUUGCACGCGCCGUAGUUCGCAUCAUUGUGGCCGUAGCCGAGCACGCAGAAGACCGCCUCAGGAACAUUGCAACUCUGACUCUGGCCGAGAUCCUUGUCCGGAAGCCAGCCCUUCUCGUUGCAGCUGGAGGCAUGGGUGCUUUGGCCGAUGCUCUUGGAGAAGGGAGCUACCACGCCGCAGAGAGCGUUGGCACCUCUUUUCUCUAUCUCCUAGACACACCCAGAAGACGUCGAUUCCUGCGGUCCGGGCGCGAACUCGAAAGCCCAUUUGCAAUGUUCACCGACGCAAGCACGAUUCAUGGACAUCUUCACGAAGAGAAGCUAAAAGUCAACGCCAAGGUCAUUGCCUCUCUGCUCAGGAGCUGGGGCGGACUAAUCACUCUCUCAAUGAAUGACUUUCUCCCUCUUCGGUCCUUACUGUGGUCCUUACAGAUACCAACCCCACACGUUCGAAACAUCAUCCUCGAACUGCUCUUCGAUCUUCUCAGAAUCAAGCCUCCUUCGUGGUCUUCUUCUUUUCUCGCAGGCCGUCGACUGACUACGUAUGGCCGUGUCACAAAUCUAAAAAACCAGCAGAUCAAAGACUCGUCGGCGUCCAGUACCGUCGAGAACGAGACAACCAAAUGGAGCUUGCUAGAUCACUACGUCUCUGUGAUUCUGGCAGCAUUCCUGCAUGCAGGGUUAAUGCCCGCUUUGUUGCAGGCUGAAGAGGAGCCGCUGACACUGCCCCUGAAGCGCAAAACGACGUUGUUAAUCGGUGAGGUUCUCAAAAUGGCAAACGAACUUCUGCCGCCAUCAUGGAGUGCACAGCUUCAAGUGCUUCCUCAGCUCUUGCAUUCUGCAGCAAAAUUCCAAUCUCCAAACCGUUUUGUUGCCAUUGGCACUAUUUACCAGGUGGAUAGUAUUAACAGGACGCUAUACAGGUCAGAUCCGACAUCUCUAUACAACAACAAAGGCAUUUCGACUUCGGACGAUACUCCAGCCAAUCGACAGUCAGACCAAGCGGCCAAGUUGCAAGCUGCGAUGCAGGUCGACGAGGGCCAAUUCCGGAAUCUGAUGGUCGAAACGCAGGUCCUCAACACAGUGACAUUCCAAAAAUGGCGGUGGGACUUGAUUCUGAACAUAAUUGAAGGGCCAUUGCUCAACCCCAAACGCUUGGACGAAGCCAUCAAGGUCACAAAGUUCAUUCAUCGUGUUUUGGGAUUCUACCGCCCGUUCAAAUAUCGGUUCUCCGAAGUCAAAAACACCAAACCAAACCAACGAUAUGUUCGGGCCGGUUGCGCUCUGAUGCAGAGCCUCCUGCAGAAUCCAGAAGGCGUCAAGUAUUUGGCUGAGAGCAAAUUCAUUCGACAACUUGCAGAAUGCUUGUCACACUUCGACCGGAUGAGCGGUCUCACAUCUGAGUCACCCAUCUUCCAAGCAGACCGCAUGAACGAGACGCUGACUGGCGGGUAUUUUGCGCUCCUAGGUGCCCUGACCAAAGAUCCUCGAGGCAUCCAUAUCCUGGAACGAUGGAGAGUGAUCAACAUGUUCUAUCACAUCAUCGAACUCAAUGACCGUGACGAUCUGAUCCGGACGCUUCUCAGUAACUUGGAUUACACGUUGGACGGCCAUCUGCGCAUCAUCAUUUCAAAAGCACUAACAUCAUGCUCCAAGGAGAUCCGCAUCUUUGCGACAAGAUUAUUGCGCAAAUAUGCGACGAAGCCGAUGGGCGUCAGCAACUCUACUGGGGUAACGGAAUGGGCCAUCAGGCUGCUUGUGACGCAGCUUUACGACCCAGACGUGGAGGUGUGCGAAGUUGCGAUCAAGAUUCUGGAAGAGGCGUGCAACCAGAAAGAGUCUCUAGAGUUUGUAGUGAAGUGCCGGCCGGCAUUGGAUCACUUGGGAGAAAUUGGGGCACCUCUGCUGCUUCGGUUUCUUUCGACUUCGGUAGGCUAUCACUAUCUGGACGGAUUGGAUUACAUCACGAGAGAGAUGGAUGACUGGUUCUUGGGGAGAAACGACACCUAUGUAGCCCUGAUUGAGGCGUCGAUGGCCCGCGCACUUGCGGACAUUCCAGACAAACCAUCGACGCAACUAAGCUACGAGGAUGCGCCUGAGCCGCCCGACUACGGGCUGGUGCCGCCACAUUUCUACCGGGAGCUGACGAGGACCAAGGAGGGAUGCAAGCUGCUGAAGCAAAAGGGACACUUUGACGAAUUUGCCGCGACGAUCCGUGACUUUGCAUCGGAAAACGACGAUCCGGAGAUUAUUCUCAAAGUCAAGGGAUGCUUAUGGGCGGUGGGCAAUGUGGGAUCCAUGGAACUGGGAGCGCCAUUCCUUGAGAAUUCAGACGUGGUCAAGUGGAUUGUGCAGAUAGCGGAACAUUCCGAGGUCAUGUCACUCCGGGGGACGGCCUUCUAUGUCUUGGGGCUGAUUUCUAGGAGUCUUCACGGGCAGGAGAUUCUACUGGAGUACGGAUGGGACGGGGUUGUCAACGAUUCGGGCGAAGCGCUAGGGUUUUGUCUGCCCCUUGACUUCAACAAGCUGUUCAAGAUGGCGCCGUGGGUGGCGCAGGCAGAGGACAUGAGCUGGAAUCCCAAGGCGGAGAUUAAGGUUGCAGUUACGGACGAGGACCCUGUCAACGCGCGGAUUCUGAAGCUUGCGACGGAUCUCGGCAACACGGUGCUUGCCAAGAAGGCGGCCAGUGACCUGCAGGCGAUCAAGGCUAGAAAGGCACCGGGGUUCAGCAAGCCUGCGAUCUUCGACAAGGUCAUGCAGAUACUGGAAGCGCACCACUUCCGUCUUCCGGCGUGCCGGUUCAUACUGGAUUUGUUCGACAAGCGGGUGCUGGAGCAGAUUGUGCUCGAAGAGGAAGACGAAGCCGAGGAGGAGUCGGGCAGCCAGUCCGAGGGCAGUGCAGAGGCUCGGCAGACGGGCAUGAAUGGCGCAAUGAGGGGAGCGUAAAGGGAGGGAUUGGUACAAAGACGAGGCCGGGGGCUUCGGAACUAGGCGUUGGGGAGCGUUGUCGACAGGGAUGUAUGUGUACGAUAGUCAUGUAUGUAUGUGGGUGGAGCCGAGGGCAAGCAUGGGUCAGGAGGGUUGUUUUUUUGCAUGUGUAUUAUGGAGUUGGCCGGUACACUAACUAAGCUUUUGCUGGGAGGAUAUGUGCAGCGGCACAGCAGACGAGGGGUGAUGGGGGGUAUGAGCAUAGUCAGGCACGAGGGGCGUUGGG
Messenger RNA from Exserohilum turcica Et28A, 4343 nucleotides. RefSeq lists its product as uncharacterized. Gene Ontology annotation, biological process: TORC2 signaling. Lineage: Eukaryota; Fungi; Ascomycota; Dothideomycetes; Pleosporales; Pleosporaceae. The transcript has 3 exons. Gene Ontology annotation, cellular component: TORC2 complex. The record is from RefSeq and is a predicted model, not a curated record. Bases 137 to 4075 code for a protein of 1312 amino acids.